AUGCACAAUUCCCUCUGGGACACCAGGAACAUCUACUCAGGAUGUGCUGCACAGCUGUUUUUCUUUCUGUUCUUCAUCUCAGUAGAGUACUAUCUCCUGACCAUCAUGUGCUAUGACCGCUACGUGUCCAUCUGCAAACCCCUGCACUACGGGACCCUCCUGGGCAGCAGAGCUUGUGCCCACAUGGCAGCAGCUGCCUGGGCCAGUGGCUUUCUCCAUGCUCUGCUGCAAACAGCCAAUACAUUUUCUCUGCCCCUGUGUCAUGGCAAUGCCCUGGGCCAGUUCUUCUGCAAAGUACCCCAGAUCCUCAAACUCUCCUGCUCCCAGUCUAACUCCCUCAGGGAACUUGGACUCAUUGCAGUUAGUGCUUGUUUAGCACUUGGUUGUUUUGUGUUCAUUGUUUUCUCCUAUGUGCAGAUUUUCAGGGCUGUGCCGAGAAUCCCCUCUGAGCAGAGACAGCACAAAGCCUUUUCCACCUGCCUCCCUCACCUGUCUGUGGUCUCCCUGUUUAUUAGCUCUGGCACAUUUUCCUACCUGAAGCCCCCCUCCAUCUCCUCCCCAUCCCUGGAUCUGGCCCUGUCAGUUCUGUACUCGGUGGUGCCUCCAGCCCUGAACCCCCUCAUCUACAGCCUGAGGAACCAGGAGCUCAAGGCUGCAGUGUGGAGACUCAUGAUGGGAUUGUUUAACAAACAGUAAACUGC
Oenanthe melanoleuca is the source of this 701-nucleotide messenger RNA. RefSeq names its product olfactory receptor 14C36-like. The transcript has a single exon. Lineage: Eukaryota; Metazoa; Chordata; Aves; Passeriformes; Muscicapidae. Bases 1 to 696 code for a protein of 231 amino acids. The record is from RefSeq and is a predicted model, not a curated record. Gene Ontology annotation, cellular component: membrane. Gene Ontology annotation, molecular function: olfactory receptor activity; G protein-coupled receptor activity. Gene Ontology annotation, biological process: G protein-coupled receptor signaling pathway.